AAACAUGCCCGCUUUACUCUUCCAUUUGAAACGCUUCGACUUUCACCACCACGCUCACUCUCUCCCGCGAUGGCGAAGAAUCGGAAGAGGAGGAAAAGGCGAGUCCCGGAGAUUCUGUGGCGGCUCUUCCGCCACCGCGCUCGUACGCUCGCCGACACGAUCGCCUCUCUGAUUCCUCCUCUGCCGCAUUGCGGUUGCAAUGGGCGGCGCUGCCUCGGUUGCAUCGGCGGAGACGCCGACUCGUACCUUCUCCGUCCGCAAGAUCCCUCUGACUAUCGCAAGCUUUUGAGCGAGUGCUUCGUUGUCGUCUCUUACAAUGCGCCUCCGCUGUCCACCAUUUAUCUUGAUCGCCGGUGGUCUCAGCUACAGAUUGUCAGAAAGACCAUUGAAAUGAUCAUGUGUGAGCAACCAGGGUCUUCCAAUGUAUUAUGUGGUGGCUAUAGUAAGUGUAACAACUUGAGCUCCAUUGUAGAGCUUCUGACUUCUUCAGCCUGGGGUCUGCUCUUGGAAAGGGUUGGGGAUGAUAUCAUGGUUUACUUACUAAAGCAUACUUCAAUAUUUCUGCCGCUUCCUCAUAAGAUGCACUGUCAGGUGGCAGGUCCUCCUAUCAGUGAUUUAUGCAUUGGGUUGUCAAAACAUGUAUCAGACUCAAAACAUCAAAAGCCUUCACUCACUGAUCUUGGUCCUCAAAAGAAGAUGGAAAGGAAUGAUGGUGCUGUUAACUCAACAUCAGAGGAACAGCAACUAACCAGUUCUUUCAAUCGUGGUGGUCCUGUAAAUUUUGUUAGUUGUGUUGGCUGUAAUGGUGGGAAUUGCUUAAGAAAAUUUAGUGAACCUUGGGGGAAAAAGUGUGUUUGUAUGAGUUCAUGUGAAGAAACUAUGCAAACCACAAGUCUUGGAAUCGCUAAUAGGAAAGGAGCUCUACUUGGGGAAUGUCAGCAAAUUACAAGUCAGAUUUCUGUGCAGCAUAGGAAGCGUUUAAGACCAUCCAACUACCAGCAGGCCAGAAAGUGCAGUCAAUUGAAAUUUCAAGGCACUGACAUCCUGGGCCCUUAUACAACAAUCCCUUCCCAAAAAGAAAGCUUACAUAGAAGGCUUCAACAAGGCUCUAGUGCCAACUUAAGUCCUCACCAUGAAAAGUGUUCCUGUUGUUUGCUGUUGCAAGCUUCCCCAAAAGUCUCCCCUGGGGCUUAUAUUGACAGGAAAUCUAUGUUCCACAAAUUGGAGCAUUCUUUGUCAGUUAUUCCAAGAAAACACAUACUAAAUUCCUUGAAGCCCAAUUUUUCUGGUGCAAACGUUCUUCUAAGGGAUAUCUUAGGCUUAUCCAGUGGGAAUGUAACUGAGUCAAAGCAAUGUUUUCACAAUACUGCUUCUUGUCUCAUUGGAUCUGCUUGCCUAUAUCAUUCACUUGUUAGUUUGCUUACACUUCUCAUACGCAAAACUCAAUCUUGCCGGCAUUUGAGGUUGUUGGAUAAGCACUGUGCUGUUCCAUCCUUAGGACAAAGUGCCAAUGAAAAUGCCCUCUACAUGUCUGAGGGAAAUGAAUCUGGUAUAAAAUCAUCUGAGAAAGGAGAACCAAUAGCUCAGCUGGACAGUGUUCUGCCCCUCGAGAAAUCUCAUGUUCAUGAAUCCAAACAUCUCAAGAAAACUCUGAAUGUUCUUAGUCAUCAAUUUGAACUGAAUAGAUCUUAUUGCUCAAAAAGUCAGGUGAUAUCUUUUAUUUCAGCUGUUUGUAAGAGAAUAGUUCCUUCACGUUUGCUAGGAACUCCUUCUAAUUGGAGAAUUUUAAGGAAGAAAAUUUCAAAAUUUGUUUGGCUACGUAGAUUUGAGAAGCUAUCUCUGAAGCAAUGUAUGCAUAAAUUAAAAAUAUCAAGGUUUCCUUUGCUUUCAAAUAAACAUUCUUCUUGCUACCUGAGUAAUCAUGUACUGGAAUACACAACAGGAAAGAGUAUGGACACAGAUAAAAGAUGUACUGAAUUGAAUGAUGCCAUUUAUAUUAUGAAGCACAAAAUUUUAGAAAGAUGGAUCUUUUGGUUCUUCUCAUCUCUUGUGGUGCCACUGGUGCAAGCCAACUUUUAUGUCACUGAAAGUGAGCAUGGGAAAAAUGAUCUGUUUUAUUAUCAAAAAUCAGUUUGGGAGAAGCUGACCAACAGUGCCACCACUUGCUUGAAAGAGCAGAGCUAUCGUUCCUUGGAUGACGUGUCAGUUGGACAAAUUUUAAGUGAUAGAUCAUUUGGUUUUUCUAGGCUUAGAUUUCGUCCAAAAGAGAAAGGAGUAAGGGCACUAGCCAAUCUCAAUGGAUCAUCAAAAUUUCGAGUGCAAGAUUCCCCUUUGAAAGAUCAAUCUUUGGGAAUGCAAAGAAAAGCACAUCUCCAUCUGGAAAGAGUUAAAUUUGACCAUUUCAAGUCUGUGAAUUUUGUUCUUCGUGAUUUACAUGCUGUCCUAAAAGGUUUACAGAUGAAAGAACCAGAGAGGUUAGGGUCAUCAAUAUUUGACUACAAUGAUGUCUACAGAAAGUUAUGCCCAUUUCUGAUAAGUGUGAAGAAUGGGUCAACAACCAUGCCCAGUGUGUUCAUUGUUGUUUCUGAUGUUUCUAAAGCAUUUGAUUCUGUCAAUCAGGAUAAGCUGCUCAAAGUAAUGAAAGAUGUCAUAGUGAAAGGUAAAUAUCUUCUAAAGCAGUCUUAUCAAGUUGUCUGCACAAGGAAAGCUCUUUGGGCGUGUGAGAAUCAAAUAUUGGUGGAUCAAAACAUUGGCACUGGUCUUGCAGAGUUCACAUCUUCUGUCCUGUCUCAUUCAUUGCAUAGUGUCCUUGUUAAUCAGGUGCGGAGAAGGACCAUAGGGAGCAAAGAGCUUUAUUUUAAUCUGAAUGAGCAUGUGAAGCGCAAUGUGCUGCAAUUAGGCAACAAAUUUUACUUGCAAAAUUCCGGUAUCCCCCAAGGAAGUGUUCUGUCUUCUUUGCUUUGCUCAUUUUACUAUGGACAUAUGGACAGGAAUGUGAUAUUUCCUUUUCUUGAAAAAACUUGUGGACCAGCAACUGAAUAUGUAUCAGGAAAAGAUAAUUGUCAUGAUGUAUCUGCUGCACCGAGCAGCAGUGAGAAUAAUGUCAUCACAUCAUCCCCUAAAUAUAUGCUUCUCAGGUUCAUUGAUGACUUCCUUUUUUUAUCAACCUCUAAGCAGCAGGCUGCUAGCUUCUUCUCCAGGUUGCAGAGAGGAUUCCGUGAUUACAAUUGCUACAUGAAUGAGGGCAAGUUCGGUAUGAAUUUUGAUAUUGGCCACAUAUCUAGGCUUUCAUCAAACAGAAUAUAUGUGGGUGAAGAUGGUAUCUCAUUUCUUCGAUGGAGUGGUUUACUAAUCAACUGCUGUUCAUUAGAAGUUCAGGCAGACUACACAAGGUAUGCUAAUAGCCAUUUAAGUUCGACGCUAACUGUCUGCUGGCAAGGGAGACCAGGUCGUCAAUUGAAGGCAAGGCUGUUUAAUUAUAUGCAACUUAGGUGCCAUCCCUUAUUCUAUGACUCGAAUAUUAAUUCAGCAGCUACUGUGAGAUUAAACAUCUAUCAAGCUUUUCUGUUAAGUGCAAUGAAGUUCCAUUGCUACACCCGCAACUUGUCAAACAUAUGCAAACUUCAAUCAGGAUACCAUAUGGAGAUCAUUGAAAAAGCUUUAAGGCGUAUGCACACGUUUAUAAAGAGAAGGAUGCGUUCUAUGGAUCUCGAUUCUAGUUUCCACCCAAUUCUUCAACUGAAAAAAGGAGAUGUUCUAUGGCUUGGAUUGAAAGCUUUUAUCCAAGUACUGAAGAGAAAACAGUCACGCCAUAAAGAGUUGCUUUCUUUACUGAAAUCCAAGUUAUUGGCACAUCCAUUACCAGAGACUGCUUCAUCUGAACUCAAGUAUGCAGUUGAUGAUUCACAUUCAUCUUUACUUUGGAAAAUCAAGUACUGAAUUUUUACAUAACAUAUUUCCUUCAUUUUAUAUGCAAACUUUCAUUUCUCAGCUGAACACUUAUAGUGGAAACCUAGACUUGAGUAUGGUCUGGGCUAAAGAGCACCGAAAAGUAGAAAAUACACAGAACACUCACCAUAGGCUGCUUUGUGAACAUCUUUAAACUUU
Molecule: messenger RNA, 4107 nt
Organism: Vitis riparia (riverbank grape)
Lineage: Eukaryota; Viridiplantae; Streptophyta; Magnoliopsida; Vitales; Vitaceae
Product: telomerase reverse transcriptase-like
Exons: 12
Coding region: 70-3939 (1289 amino acids)
Biological process (GO): telomere maintenance via telomerase
Cellular component (GO): telomerase catalytic core complex
Molecular function (GO): telomerase RNA binding; telomeric repeat DNA binding
Source: RefSeq, a predicted model, not a curated record